This is a messenger RNA of Entelurus aequoreus (snake pipefish), 4708 nucleotides long. RefSeq names its product major vault protein (gene mvp). The transcript has 18 exons. The record is from RefSeq and is a predicted model, not a curated record. Gene Ontology annotation, molecular function: protein binding. The coding region runs from base 42 to 2849 and encodes 935 amino acids. NCBI's taxonomy places the organism in Eukaryota, Metazoa, Chordata, Actinopteri, Syngnathiformes, Syngnathidae. Gene Ontology annotation, cellular component: nucleus; cytoplasm.
UUCACGCGCCUCGGCGGCCCGCACCUCGACAGUGACGCAGCAUGGUCGGAACCGGGAAGUCACGUGACCGCCGUGGCAGCCACGCCCACACCGCAAGUCUGCUGAAAAAGUCGACAGGUGUCGGAAAAAGAAUCUCAUCCGUGACGAGCAGCAUCGCCAAGAUGUCCAAGAAGAUCCAGUUCCAAAAUACCGCGGUGGAAGCGGCGGCAGCGGUGGCGGUGGACGUGUCCAUCAUCCGCAUCCCGCCCCACCACUACAUCCACGUGUUGGACCAGAACACCAACAUCGCCCGCGUGGAGAUCGGGCCGCUCACCUUCAUCCGCCAAGAUCACGAAAGGGUCCUCUUCUCGCCGGUGCGGAUGAUCACGGUGCCGCCGCGCCACUUCUGCGUGAUCGCCAACCCGGUGGCGUGCGACGACGGCGGCCUCGUCCUCUUCGACGGGGCGGGCCAGGCCAAGCUGCGCCACGCCGACCUGGAGAUCCGCCUGUGCCGGGAUCCUUUCCCGCUGUACCCCGGAGAGGAGAUCCAGCAGGUGGUGACGCCGCUGCAGGUGGUCUAUCCCGACACGGCGCUGCGACUGCGGGCGCAGCUGGACUUCCAGGAGGAGGGCGGCAAGAGACGUGUCGCCGGGGACGAGUGGCUCUUCGAGGGACCCGGGACGUACAUCCCCAAGAAGGAAGUGGCGGUCCUGGAGACCAUCAAGGCCACGGUGAUCCGGGUGAACCAAGCCAUCAGACUGCGAGCUCGCAAGGAGGGAGUGGACCGCGGCGGCGUGUACCGCGUCACAGGGGAGGAGUGGCUGGUCAGCAAGGUGGGGGCGUACCUGCCGGACGCACACGAGGAAGUGCUGGACAUCGUCAACGCCUUCAUCCUGACCGACAAGAAAGCGCUGCACGUGCGCGCCCUGCGGGCCUUCAAGGACGCGGGGGACCGCCAGCGGCGUACGGGCGACGAGUGGCUGGUGACCAACGGCGACCACGAGGCGCACAUCCCCUCGGUGGCGGAGGAGGUGGUGGGCGUGGUGGAGGUGACCACGCUGAGCAGCCGCCAGUAUUGCGUCAUCCUGGACCCGGUCGGACCCGACGGCAAACCUCAGCUGGGCCAGAAAAGGGUGGUGAAGGGGGAGCGCUCCUUCUUCCUGCAGCCCGGCGAGCGCCUGGAGCGCGGCAUCCAGGACGUCUACGUGCUGUCCGAGGAGGAAGGUCUGCUCCUGCGCGCCGUCCAGGCCUUCGCCGACACCCAGGAGGACGCCGUCUUGCUUGUUUUACCUCAAAAACGAAAACGUGCUGAUGAGCGCGAGGUGGACGAGGACGAGGAGGAGGACGAGGACCGGAGCAAGCGCCCGCGCCAAAGCGUCGUCCUUCGCCGUCCCGGCGACCGCUGGAUGCUGCGAGGCCCCGUGGAGUACGUGCCCCCCGCCACGGUGGAGGUGGUGAUGCGGCGGCAGGCCAUCCCGCUGGACGAGAAUGAGGGCAUCUACGUGCGGGACAUGAAGACGGGCAAGGUGCGAGCGGUCAUCGGGCAGACGUACAUGCUGAACCAGGACGAGGAGAUGUGGCAGAAGGAACUUCCUCUCAACGUGGAGACGCUGCUGGCGUCCACCCGCGACCCUUUGGCGGACCGCUCGGACCGGGGCAAGAUGGCGGAGGGCAAAGCGAGGACCAAGACGCUGGUGGUGUCCUACAGAGUCCCCCACAAUGCAGCGGUGCAGGUUUACGACUACCGGGAGAAGAGGGCCAGGGUGGUGUUUGGACCGGAGCGCGUGAUGCUGGGUCCUGACGAGCAGUUCACCGUGCUGUCGCUGUCGGGGGACCGACCCAAGCGAGGCAACGUGAUCAAGGCCAUCUGUCUGCUGCUGGGCCCCGACUUCUUCACCGACAUCAUCACCAUCGAGACCGCCGACCACGCCCGCCUGCAGCUGCAGCUCUCCUACAACUGGCACUUUGACGUCAAGCCGCCCGUCGACACCGCCGAAGCCGCCGCGCUGUUCUCCGUGCCCGACUUUGUGGGCGACGCCUGCAAGGCCAUCGCGUCGCGGGUCCGAGGCGCAGUGGCGUCCGUGCAGUUUGACGACUUCCACAAGAACUCCAACCGCAUCAUCUGCUCGGCCGUGUUCGGCUUCGACGAGAAGCUGGCGGUGCGCCCGAGUCUCCGCUUCCCUCAGAACCGCCUGGUCAUCAGCAGCGUGGACAUCCAGUCCGUGGAGCCCGUGGACCAGAGGACACGAGACUCCCUGCAGAAGAGCGUCCAGCUCGCCAUCGAGAUCACCACCAACUCCCAGGAGGCCGCCGCACGUCACGAGGCGGAGCGUCUGGAGCAGGAAGCACGAGGCCGGCUGGAGAGACAGAAGAUCAUGGACCAGGCACAAGCUGAGCGAAGCAGGAAGGAACUUCUAGAGCUGGAGGCUCUCAGCGCGGCCGUGGAGAGCACGGGCGCCGCCAAGGCGGAGGCUCAGUCCCGGGCGGAGGCGGCGCGUAUCCAAGGCGAGGCGGCGGUCCACGAGGCCAAACUGAAGGUGGAGGCUCAGACCAUCGAGGCGGAGGCGGAGCUGCAGCGUUUGGCGAAGGCUCGCCAGCAGGAGCUGGUCUACAGGAAGCAGAUGGACCAGCUGGACGUGGAAAAGCAGGAGCGUCUGUCCAAGAUGGAGAGCGAGCGCUUCAGCCAUCUGGUGGACAGCCUGGGCAGCGACACGCUGAAGGAGAUGGCGAGGGCCGGCCCCGAGCUGCAGGUGAAGUUGCUGCAGGCCCUCGGCCUCAAGUCCACCCUCAUCACGGACGGCGUGUCGCCCAUCAACCUCUUCACCACCGCCAACGGCCUGCUGGGGGCGCUGCCUGCACCUGCCCAGUGACCAGCGUCCGUGUAUCUAGCACACCUAGGAUAGAUGCAUGUAUACAUCUAGAUGACAGGUCCUAUACAUCUACAUGAUGUCAUCUACAUGAUAUGUCCUGUAGAACUAGAUAUGUCCUAUUGAUGUAGAUGACAUCAUCUAGAUCAUAGAUGAUGUCAUCUAGAUGAUAUGUCCUGUAGAACUAGAUAUGUCCUAUUGAUCUAGAUGACAUCAUCUAGAUUCUAGAUGAUAUGUCCUGUAGAACUAGAUAUGUCCUAUUGAUCUAGAUGACAUCAUCUAGAUUCUAGAUGAUAUGUCCUGUAGAACUAGAUAUGUCCUAUUGAUCUAGAUGACAUCAUCUAGAUUCUAGAUGAUAUGUCCUGUAGAACUAGAUAUGUCCUAUUGAUCUAGAUGACAUCAUCUAGAUCCUAGAUGAUGUCAUCUAGAUGAUAUGUCCUGUAGAACUAGAUAUGUCCUAUUGAUGUAGAUGACAUCAUCUAGAUCCUAGAUGAUGUCAUCUAGAUGAUAUGUCCUGUAGAAGUAGAUAUGUCCUAUUGAUGUAGAUAGGUCCUAUUGAUGUAGAUGACAUCAUUUAGAUCCUAGAUGAUGUCAUCUAGAUGAUAUGUCCUGUAGAACUAGAUAUGUCCUAUUGAUCUAGAUGACAUCAUCUAGAUUCUAGAUAUGUCCUAUUGAUGUAGAUGACAUCAUUUAGAUCCUAGAUGAUGUCAUCUAGAUGAUAUGUCCUGUAGAACUAGAUAUGUCCUAUUGAUCUAGAUGACAUCAUCUAGAUUCUAGAUAUGUCCUGUAGAACUAGAUAUGUCCUAUUGAUCUAGAUGACAUCAUCUAGAUUCUAGAUGAUAUGUCCUGUAGAACUAGAUAUGUCCUAUUGAUCUAGAUGACAUCAUCUAGAUUCUAGAUAUGUCCUGUAGAACUAGAUAUGUCCUAUUGAUGUAGAUGACAUCAUCUAGAUCCUAGAUGAUGUCAUCUAGAUGAUAUGUCCUGUAGAACUAGAUAUGUCCUAUUGAUGUAGAUGACAUCAUCUAGAUCCUAGAUGAUGUCAUCUAGAUGAUAUGUCCUGUAGAAGUAGAUAUGUCCUAUUGAUGUAGAUAUGUCCUAUUGAUGUAGAUGACAUCAUCUAGAUCCUAGAUGAUGUCAUCUAGAUGAUAUGUCCUGUAGAACUAGAUAUGUCCUAUUGAUCUAGAUGACAUCAUCUAGAUUCUAGAUGAUAUGUCCUGUAGAACUAGAUAUGUCCUAUUGAUGUAGAUGACAUCAUCUAGAUCCUAGAUGAUGUCAUCUAGAUGAUAAGUCCUGUAGAACUAGAUAUGUCCUAUUGAUCUAGAUGACAUCAUCUAGAUUCUAGAUAUGUCCUGUAGAACUAGAUAUGUCCUAUUGAUGUAGAUGACAUCAUCUAGAUCCUAGAUGAUGUCAUCUAGAUGAUAUGUCCUGUAGAACUAGAUAUGUCCUAUUGAUGUAGAUGACAUCAUCUAGAUCCUAGAUGAUGUCAUCUAGAUGAUAUGUCCUGUAAAAGUAGAUAUGUCCUAUUGAUGUAGAUGACAUCAUCUAGAUCCUAGAUGAUGUCAUCUAGAUCCUAGAUGAUGUCAUCUAGAUGAUAUGUCCUGUAGAAGUAGAUAUGUCCUAUUGAUCUAGAUGACAUCAUCUAGAUCCUAGAUGAUGUCAUCUAGAUGAUAUGUCCUGUAGAAGUAGAUAUGUCCUAUUGAUGUAGAUGACAUCAUGUAGAUGUAGAUGACAUCAUGUAGAUGUAGAUGACAUCAUGUAGAUGUAGAUGACAUCAUGUAGAUGUAGAUGACAUCAUGUAGAUGAUGUUUGGUAUAAUUGUGCUGCUGCAUCUGCUUGAAGGAAUAAAGUGUGUUGAGAAAGCA